Messenger RNA from Oldenlandia corymbosa var. corymbosa, 1289 nucleotides. The record is from the annotation of a GenBank genome assembly. Lineage: Eukaryota; Viridiplantae; Streptophyta; Magnoliopsida; Gentianales; Rubiaceae.
GUUUCCCCAGUUUGUUCCCUUUGAUUUUCUUCAACAUUUUCCCCGAUUUGGGUUCUUUUUCGUUUGCUCUGUUCUUCCGUUGCAUCAAGAAAAUGGAUAAAGAUAAUCAGCAGAAGGAAGGAAAUCGAGGAAAAGCACCAACAGGAUCAAUGGGGCGCCAAGAUUUUUCAAGCAAUUAUCCUCCUGUUAAUCAAGACCAAAAUGUCUAUAACAACCCUUCUGAAGUUCAUCCUGGUGGUUCUCUGAUUGAUGAUGAUGAUGGCGGUUAUGAUUCCCAGGGUAACCUAAAGAGGAGAAGAGAAGAAGCUGUUUGUGAUGAUUCUUCUGCUGGGUCGAAGAAAAGUAUGCUUUCCAUUGCUGUUGAUUGGGAAAAUACUGCUGGCUCGAAAUAUAUAAGGGGUUUGGCUCGCCGCCUUGGUUUGCUAGAUGAUGGAAGUAAAAUCCGCCCAAUUUCUCAUCCUGGUGAUUCAUCUUCUUCUCAGAUUCUCCCUGUUUCACAGAGCACAGAUAUCCGUUCUUCUAAUGAUCCGCUGGUUGAUAAUCUUCGCCGAGAAAAGGGGAAGAUGCCUGUGGAAAUGAGUACUGAUUCAGGGCAAUUUACAGAGGCCCAGAAAGAUGAGUUACAAGAAGCUUUCUCAAGCUUUGACAAAGACGGUGAUGGUAGUAUCACCCCAGAUGAACUUGGAUCGUUGAUGAGAUUAUUUGGAUUGAAUCCCAGUGAAGCUGAAGUUGGAGAUAUGCUCCAAAAGGUUUCUACUGCCAGGAAGGAAAGACUUGCUGCUUUCAACAUACAUGAUGUUAGUCCUGAUGAUCAGAGUGUAAAGAUUGAUUUCAUGGAGUUCCUGGAAUUGAUGAAGCAGAAAACCACUGAUUUGGAGUUUGAGUUUUUCAACCAAAUAGACGAGGACAGAGAUGGUUAUAUCAGUACAGAUCAACUGAUGAGAGCAUUGGUAGAGAUUCAGAUUCCCAUUGUUGCUGAGGUUCAGGGCAUGAUGAAUCAGGUAAAUUCUGAGCUGGGAGGAAAAAUUGGUUUCAAUGAGUUCGUGAAAUUGUUGGACCAAAUCUUUGAGAUUACAGCCUCUGAGGAAGAACUUAUAAAAAGUUUUGAGGAAUUUGACAAGGGCAAAAAAGGCUUCAUUUCCGCUGCCGAUCUCCGCCAUGUGAUGACCACCUAUGGGGAUACGCUGACUGAUGAAGAAGCUGAUGAAAUGAUAAAGGAAGCUGAUCCUGAUGAUACCGGUAUUAUCGACUAUAAGGAGUUUGUGAAUAAGAUGUGUGGCAAACAGUAA